Messenger RNA from Nematocida major, 381 nucleotides. Its product is annotated as bud site selection protein 31. The record is from RefSeq and is a predicted model, not a curated record. The transcript has a single exon. Lineage: Eukaryota; Fungi; Microsporidia. Bases 1 to 381 code for a protein of 126 amino acids.
AUGGAGGCACUGCAAAAAGAAAUAAAAAGGGCGCUCGAGGAGAGGGCGGGGGGACGGAGGGAGGACCGACAGGCAAAAGUCCUGAAAAUAGUACGGGAGAUGACAGCGCACGUAUUCAGGCAGUUUCUAGCGGGGGAGAUAAGCGAGAAACAGAUGGGGGAGUGCAUCCGACGAGGAGAGGCUGAUUUGCAGCUGAUCCUUCACUGGAGAAGAAGCGAGAAGCAGGGAAGAAGCGAGAGAGUGUGCUGUCUCCUGUGCGUGAGAAAGGGAAGGCGCUGUAUCUGCAGGAGAGUCUCUGGGACCGAGUGCAGCAACUGCCUCUGCACGGGAGAGUGCAGGAAUAGAUGCCCACAGGAAGACCAUAAGCCCAGAAAUGAGUGA